Carcharodon carcharias (great white shark) is the source of this 3526-nucleotide messenger RNA. RefSeq names its product DEP domain-containing protein 1B-like. Lineage: Eukaryota; Metazoa; Chordata; Chondrichthyes; Lamniformes; Lamnidae. The transcript is spliced from 12 exons. Gene Ontology annotation, biological process: intracellular signal transduction. The record is from RefSeq and is a predicted model, not a curated record. Bases 345 to 1850 code for a protein of 501 amino acids.
CCAGAUCCCAAACUCUCGCCAUUGCUUGCCUGUUUCCUUGUGAUAUCAAGCUAUGUUUCUCUUUGAAUGUGUUAGCUCCGGUCUUUACACUGCUGUCACUUUACUGAGGAGAAGAAGGGCAAGGAACUGAGACAAGUGAGCCACAACUGGGACGACAAUUUACAGUUGAGUUGCAGUACUUGCCCAUCACCUGAAAAAGCCUGUCAGUGCUGGGCCAAUUGAAAUUCAUGAUUGAGAUCAACAUCUUUGUUGAGCAAGGUUAUAGAGGAAGGUUGAUUUGAGAUAUAAGCCAACCAUGAUCUAAUUAAAAGUGGAAUGAAACCAUUGAGUUAUUUCGAGCCAAGAUGCCCCUGAAGAAGCAUCGUCUUCACUUCCGUACUCAUGAUCGCUGCUUUACUGCCUCAGAAGGUGUUGAUUGGUUACAUGAAUUGCUUAAAAGUAAUCACAAUUUUGGGCCUGAAGUUUCUCGUUUUCAGACUGUGCAGUUACUCAAAAAGUUCUUAAAAAAUCACGUGAUUGAAGAUAUAAAGGGAAGAUGGGGGAAAGAAGAUUUUGAAGAUAAUAAUAGAUUAUACAGAUUUCCUCCAUCCUCUCCUCUGAAGCCUUACCCAAAAAAAACAUCUCAUUUAAUUUGUGACACACGUCCUAAAUUUCCAAAUUGGAAUGACUAUGAUAUUCCAAAGCCAGGCCCUGUCCCAGUAAGGCCUAUAAUUUUGAAUUCUGACUUGUGGCAAAAGCGCCACAGCAUUGCAAUUGGAGAAGUUUCAGAAUGUAAAAUUGUACAUCGGGAAGAGGUUUCCCAAGGAACUGUGGAAGAAAUCUGGAAAUCAAUGACCCUAGCACAUUUGCAGAAGAUUCUAGGGCUUGAUUCUCUGGAUGGAGUGCUGGAUUCUAAACUGCUCAAUCCUAAGCAUAUCAUCUAUAAUGUUCACCACAUUAAUAAACAAGGAGUAGUAAUUCUAGAGAAUAAACUGGAAGAGCUUCCACACUGGGUUCUGUCAGCCAUGAGGUGUCUGGCAAAUUGGCCAAAUGGAAGUGAAUUGAACCGACCUAUGUACUCCGGGUUUGAAAGAGAUGUGUUCAAGACAAUAGCAGAUUACUUUCAAAAACCAAAGGAGCCAUUGCUGACAUUUGAGUUCUAUGAACUUUUCAUUAACAUUUUAGGUCUUUUGCAACAAACGCAACAUGGUAUUGAAGCACUUCAAGUUUGUUGUCUUCUUUUGCCCCCGGAAAACCGAAGAAAGCUGCAGCUCCUAAUGCGAAUGAUGACUCGAAUUGCUCAAAACGCUGAAAUGCCACUGCUUCAUGAUGCUAUUGCAAACAGAAUGUUGAUGAUUCAAACCUUCUCUCGCUGUAUCCUGUGUUCAGAAGAUGAAGUUGACCUUGAUGAAUUGCUAGCUACUAGACUUGUCAGUUUCAUGAUGGACAAUAACCAAGAUAUUCUGAGAGCUCCCGACCAUCUGCAAAGUGCAGUAGAGGAACAUUUAGCCCACCUCCGAAGAGUUCAGAUAAAAUACGCAGGUGCUGAUGCUGAUGCCACACUGGCUUCCUUCACAUCUUGUCAUCAGAUUGGUACUGAAGAUUUCAAAGAACAGAGAAGUUCUCAGGUUGCAGUUGCAGCCCUGCUGGAAGAAAUAAUAAUGAAUAAAAGCAUGUCUGUUAAAGAGAAGAAGAAGAAAUUAAAGCAGUUUCAGAAAUCCUAUCCUGAUGUUUACAAAGGCCGGUUUCCAACGACUGAGAGUGAGGCAGUGCUCUUCCCUGAGAAACCAAAGUUCAAAUCACAGCUCAUGUUUUUCACAAUGAAGAAAUCAUUCCAGCCAUUUCAUAGAACCCGGAGUUUCCGGAUGUAAAAUUUUAUAUCUGUGGCAAGCUGCUGCUGCUGUGAGACUUUCUUGGUUCCUGCCCUUGGUUUUCAAUUCUGUGUCUGUGGAAUUUGGAGAUCCUUGGUGCUAAAAAUGUUUGUUACUUUGUAUAACAUGCAGUAAUUUUAGUAGAAUUCUCUAAACCCUGUUACUUAAUGAGUAUAAAUAGCUGAGUCAAAAAUUUAGGAAAAGCCAUUCACUUUACAAGCUUAUCCAUUGGAUACUGUGUAUAGAAAGUUUCAAUUUGAUCAAUAACCAUUAAGUAUUAAAGGCAAACUGUUUGGCAGAGCAGAAAUGUAAUCAAGAAUGUUAUGCAUCUAGCUAUUGAUGAAUUGUUGGCACAUUUUGGGCCCCAUUUUCAGUGUUAAUUUUUGUGCUGAUUUAAUCCCAAUUGGAAAUUGGCAGAAUAGCUCUCUCUUUUGAGGGUACAGUUGUUGAUGGGGCUGGAUUAGCAACCUUGAAGUUAUAAAUUCAAAUCCUGCAAUAGCAAGUUGUGAAAUUGAAUUUAAGAAUUUGGCAAUUUGUUGCCUGGCACCAGAGCAAUUAAAUGAAAAUUGUUGGCUUGUCAUUUUAACAAAAAUAUACUGGUUCACUAAUGAUCUUCAGCAUCUGUGGAGAGAAAAGCAAAGUUAAUGUGUUAAGCCAAUAAUCUCUUGUCAGAACUGCAAAAUGUUUAUAACGGGUUCUUAAGCAAGUACCGAGGCACUGAAAGUAGGGGGGGAAUAAGAAAGAACAAAAGGGAAGGUCUUUAAAAUGGUGGAAGGCAAGAGAGUUCAAAUGACAGAAGGGAACGAUGAUGCAAGGUGAAAGAUGGUAAUGGGACAGGUAAAGAAACAAGGUGUAAAUGGGAAUAGCAGAAUCGUCACCAAUAGUUGCCAUGUAGAAAAAAUGGGGACAUAGGUUGUGAUCUGAACUCUACGUUGAUUUCAGAAAGCUAUAAUUUGCCUGAUUGAAAGGUCAUCUAUUCCUCAAGCUUACACUGAACUUCGUUGGAAUCGUGAGGGAAGCCAAGGACAGAGAGGUCAGUGGGAGUGGAGAAGAGAACGAAAAUGACAGGUGGCUGGAAGCUCGGAGUCACAUUUGUGACUCAACAGAAUGGGUGAUUGCUGUGCAAACAAUCUGCAUUUAGUCUCUCUAAUGUAGAGGUGGCUACAUCAUGAGCAUUGAAUACAGUAUAGAAAAUUGAAGAAAAAUAAGUAAAUUAUUAUUUCACCUGGAAGGGAGUGUUUGGGACCCUGGAUGCUAGAAAAACUAGACUUAAUCUCCUAAACUUGCAUAGGAAGGUGCUGUGGCAAGAGGGGGGAAAUAUUGGGAGUGAUUGAAGAGUGAACCAGGGUGUUAUGGAGGGAAUGGUCCCUCCCUGAAUGCUGAAAUGGGAGCAGGGGGAAAGAUGGUGGUGGCACCGCACUGGAAAUGGUGGAGGAUCAUCCACUGAAUGUAGAGUCUGGUGUGGUGGAAGGUGAAGGCAAGGUAAACCCUAUUGUAGUUCUGAGAGAGAACAGAAGGCUGAGAGCAAAGGUGUAGGAAAUGGAACAAACACAAUUGAGGGCCUGUCAGCCAUGGUGGAGGGAACCCUUGGUUAAAGAAAAUGGAAGAUACAUCAGAAGCACUGGUAUUGAAGAUAGCAUCAUCGGAACAGAUGCGAUAGAGACCGAGAAAUUUGG